GUUGUCUCUUUAGAUUCUGCACUUAAAAGCAUCAACUGCAAUUAGCUUGAAAAAUCUCAACAAGGGAAACUGAAGCAAAACAAGAAAACUUGCCAGUCUUCCUGUUCUUCUAGCUUGAGAGAAAUAAAAUGGUGGCUAGACAAGUAAAUGUUCUGCUGGUUACAAUAGCCUUACAGGGCCACAUGAAUCCUAUGCUGAUGCUUGCCAAACGCCUUGUUUCAAAGGGCAUUAAUGUCAUCAUUGCCACUAACAAUGUGGCAAGUGACCGGAUUCUCAAGUCGAGCAAAGACUCCACCAAUUUUCCUACUGCCCAAAACACCAAUCCUAAACCCCCUGGAAUCAGUCUCGUGUUCUUCUCUGAUGGCCUUAGCCAGGAAUUUGAUCGCGAUGAGAAUGUUGAUUCAUUUAUCAAAGCCCUGAGGACGACAGGAGCAAAAAACCUGUCGAUUCUCAUAAACGUUUUCACAGCGCAGGACAAAAAAUUUUCUUGCAUUAUUUUCAAUCCUUUUAUGCCAUGGGUGACAGAUAUUGCUGCUGAACUUGGCAUCCCUUGUGGAGUACUUUGGAUCCAAGCAUGCACUGUCUAUCUUGUUUACUAUCAUUACUUUAAGCAUCCUAAUUUGUUUCCUUCAAUUGAGAGCCCAGAUGAGUUCCUGGAGUUGCCUGGAGUGCCAGUUUUAAAGGUAACAGAUCUUCCAUCCCUGAUCUUCCCAUCAAGUCCUUCCAUAUUCCGCGAAACACUACUUGAUUUUAUUCAAAAACUGGAUAAGAUAAAAUGGGUUUUGGUGAAUUCUUUUGCCGAACUGGAGGAGGAGGCAGUGAAGUCCAUGGCUUGUCUCCAUCCCAUUUACCCCAUUGGACCACUGGUGUCUCCAUUUCUGCUAGGCGAAGAAGAAAGCACCAGUGGCAGUAUUGAUAUGUGGAGUGCUGAAAAUUCAUGCAUAGAAUGGCUUGACGAGAAACCACCAUCAUCGGUCAUUUACAUUUCGUUUGGUAGCAUAAGCGUGCUGUCUCAAAAACAAAUGGAUAACUUAGCCAUGGGAUUAAAGAAUAGCAACAGACCAUUUCUUUGGGUGAUCAAGCCUCCAGAGAAAGAUUUUGAGAAGAAAGGAGGUGAAUUGCCUGCUACGUUCUUGGAGGAGACCAAGGGGAGGGGUUUAUUGGUGAGAUGGUGCCCACAAGAUAAAGUAUUAAUGCACCAAUCUGUGGCUUGCUUCAUUACACACUGUGGGUGGAACUCGACGCUGGAGACGGUGGUGGCAGGGGUGCCUGUUAUUGCUUAUCCAGGGUGGACAGAUCAACCAACAGUUGCUAAGUUUUUGGUUGAUGUUUUAAAGAAUGGUGUUAGGAUGAAAGUUGAAGAUGAGGUUGCAAGCUCGGGAGAGGUUGAAAGAUCCAUAGUGGAGGUUACUAUUGGACCAAAAUCGGAAGAGAUGAAGAAAAGGGCGUUGGAGUUGAAGGAAGCAUCCAGGAAAGUGGUGGCGGAUGGUGGUUCUUCUAAUCAGAAUAUUAAUCAGUUUAUUACUGAGAUCAUUGGUGGGUCAUUCCUGCAAAGUAUUACAGAAGUGGAAGGAAAAGAAAUUUAUGAAAAUGCUUAAAUAGUAGUAUAGUAGUGUACUUCUUAUUAAUAACCCUAAGACAUAUGUAUGGCAUAUGUAUAGGAAGUUUCAUUAUCUCCAUCUCAUAUUACUCUUCUUUUUCAA
Messenger RNA from Hevea brasiliensis (rubber tree), 1703 nucleotides. Its product is annotated as UDP-glycosyltransferase 84B2-like. The coding region runs from base 129 to 1598 and encodes 489 amino acids. The transcript has a single exon. Gene Ontology annotation, molecular function: UDP-glycosyltransferase activity. Lineage: Eukaryota; Viridiplantae; Streptophyta; Magnoliopsida; Malpighiales; Euphorbiaceae. The record is from RefSeq and is a predicted model, not a curated record.